GUGAUUGGAGCGAAUGCCGUGUCAAUAUUCCAAACACUUAGGCCAUUCUUUACAAUGAUACUAGGGUUCAUAAUAUUAGGAGAGCCAAUCACGCUGAAGAAGACUAUAGGCUCAGUUAUAGUCUGUGUAGCUCUGGUGGUGUAUCAGAAGUCGAGAGUCAGGGCCUCUGACCAACAGUAGAAAUUUUUUACGCUUUGUAAAUUAAUUUAAGAUGCUUAAUGUUUUUGUUCUAUUUUAUCAUUUUUAGUUAUAUCGCAGUGAAUUGUGAGGGUUUUGUACUGGAAUCUAGAGUCGUAACAUUUGUGCCAACACACUUUGGUAAAAGAGGCCCAGAAUGCCAAAAUUCCAUUAAAAAACUAAGUAUUUUGUAUAGUAAAAAUAAAGAUAAUGAAGAAAGGGGAGAAUUUGAUCUGGAUUCCAAAAAUGAACGGGAAAAUGAUAAAGAACCAGGAAUUGAAAAGGAAUCAGAAAAUAAUAAAAAAUCCGAAAAUAAAGAUAAUGACUAUGAAUUAGUUGAGUUUAUAAAAACAACAACCAAUGGAGAUGAAGGAGGUGAGAGUAAAUUUAUGAUAUCGAAAAGGCUUUGGAAAUUGUUAACAGCGCUGUUAGCAUAUAGAACAAAGUUUGGUGAUUAUAAAAUUGACACUGAUUUUGAGUUUAAAAAGAGCGAAAAGGGUCAUUUAUCAGGAUAUAAGCUGGGAAAGAAUCUAGGAUAUUUAAUACAGCUCCUAAAUUUACAGCAAAAAGGAGCAAGUUUCAUCAAAAAGUAUAGAGAACGGCUGAGGAGGAGGAAUAGGGAUUUUUUAGAUUCCGAUUUACUGGAAGCCCCAAAAUUACUGUGGCUUUUGGGUUUCUCAACGAAAAGUUAUCUCCAAGAAAGUAAAAUACGACAGAAAACAAUACGAAGAGAUAAUGUUAUUACCACAAAAGUGUCAAGACUGGCCUCAGUAAGCAGAUUAGAUUUAAAGGAAGGGGAGCAUGACACCAUGUUACCAGAGAACCUCGACCGUAUCAGUAAGGUGAAGAAGAUAAUAUUAGAGAACGUGCUCCAGAGGAAACAGCGGAUGAGAGAAGAAAUGCCCUUUAAGUAUUCCCAAAUACUUCCUGAACCUUCUAACAAAGCUACUCCAAGACCUGAUUUACUAAGGAAAAUAGUAAGUGAAAUCCUAGAUAAAAACAAGGCUACAUGUCCUCUGAUUAAACGUGACACCAGAGCUGAAACUGAAGGUGCAUAUCACUACGCAUUUUUUCACUGGUCAUUUGAACAAGUCCUACAAGCACUCGUUCUAUUCAAUGAUAUGUAUUAUGAUUAUAAUAAGGAUCUGUUGAUAAGAAGUGAGAGGACUGGUGAAGAGUUUAAGCCUAUAACAUUUAAUACUUUGAAGACUAGUUGGAGGAUACCUGAGAAUGAAAAUUGGCCUUCUGAGCUUCAAGGGAUGCCUUUAGGAUUUUUUAUAGAAAGGUUCAGAAUAGGUGAUAUUGAUGGCAAAGAACAUUGGCUUAGGAGACCAGUUCUAGACCAUAUCGGAUUCAACUGGGGAGAUGGACUUAAAUAUCUAACUUUUACCUGGGAUAAGCUUGAAAAGGGGCUGAUUUGGUACAUUAAUUUCAGAGGUUUCCCGAUCAUGACCCUGCCUCCAGAUUUAGUAAUACCUAAAACGUCAACUGUAGCCAAAUUCUAUAAACCAGAAGAAAUACAGGGCAUGAAACUGGGAAGGUUAGUCUAUAAAGCUAUUGAUCAGAUUCAAAUGUUAAAAAGGUUUUAUCGGUACAGAUAUGAAUUUCUUAAUGGUAUCGGACUUGUUUUCGUUCCUAAACCUGAAAUUGAUCUCGGAUACAAACCAAUUCCACACUUUAAAUUUAAUAAGACCAGAGCUGAUCUCAUGGUAUCUUCUGAUAACAAAUACCUUUUCGAUGAAGUUAAUGAACCACCAGAAAUCUUAAAAGACAACCUAAUCAAAGUAGCUGAUGGUACUUCCCUGAUUGGAUAA
Molecule: messenger RNA, 1991 nt
Organism: Theileria parva strain Muguga
Lineage: Eukaryota; Apicomplexa; Aconoidasida; Piroplasmida; Theileriidae
Exons: 5
Coding region: 219-1991 (590 amino acids)
Source: RefSeq, a predicted model, not a curated record